GUCGCUACAGUCGGGCGGAAGAUGACGUGAGAAGAGUCGCGAACAUCUCGGCGCGUUGCUCGGCCCGGGUUCCCACAGUCUGGAACCCGACGUGCGCAGAAGCGCCUCUCGGAGGUCCUCUCCCCCCGAUCUCAUCCUCACCCGGGCCGGGCCGCCCCCCGCGCGGCCCCUGCGGCUCCUGGCACGGCCCCGCGCUCGGCUGCCGCCCUGGCGCGCGCCACCCUGUCGUCCCCGGACGGGCGCGGACCGGCUCGGCCCGGGCGCCGGCGGCUGGGGAGGGGGCGCUGGCCCCGAGGCCGCGCAUGCGCCGCCACCAGCCUGGGGCUGUCGGUGGAGGGUGAUUGCUGGCUCCGAGGGGAGGCGACGCCCUUUGGGGCCAACGGGCCGCACGCUGAGGCGGCCGUGGGAACGACUCAUCCCUUUUCCAACUCUGGGGUGGGGCUGGGGUCGGGGUCGGGGCUGGUGGGGGCCCCGCCCCCGUCUCCCGGCCUGCCCCCUUCCUGGGCCGCGAUGAUGGCGGCCCUGUACCCGAGCACUGACCUCUCGGGCGCCUCCUCCUCCUCCCUGCCUUCCUCCCCAUCCUCCUCUUCGUCGCCGAACGAGGUGAUGGCGCUGAAGGAUGUGCGGGAGGUGAAGGAGGAGAACACCCUGAAUGAGAAGCUUUUCUUGCUGGCGUGCGACAAGGGUGACUAUUAUAUGGUUAAAAAGAUUUUGGAGGAAAACAGUUCAGGUGACUUGAACAUAAAUUGCGUAGAUGUGCUUGGGAGAAAUGCUGUUACCAUAACUAUUGAAAACGAAAACUUGGAUAUACUGCAGCUUCUUUUGGACUACGGUUGUCAGUCCGCAGAUGCACUUUUGGUGGCAAUCGACUCUGAAGUAGUGGGAGCUGUUGAUAUACUACUUAAUCAUCGACCAAAACGAUCAUCAAGACCAACUAUAGUAAAACUAAUGGAACGCAUUCAAAAUCCUGAGUAUUCUACAACUAUGGAUGUUGCACCUGUCAUUUUAGCUGCUCAUCGUAACAACUAUGAAAUUCUUACAAUGCUAUUAAAACAGGAUGUAUCUCUGCCCAAACCUCAUGCAGUUGGCUGUGAAUGCACAUUGUGUUCUGCAAAAAACAAAAAGGACAGCCUCCGACAUUCCAGGUUUCGUCUUGAUAUAUAUCGAUGUUUGGCCAGUCCAGCUCUAAUAAUGUUAACAGAGGAAGAUCCAAUUCUGAGAGCAUUUGAACUUAGUGCUGAUUUAAAGGAACUAAGCCUUGUGGAGGUGGAAUUCAGGAAUGAUUAUGAGGAACUGGCUCGGCAAUGUAAAAUGUUUGCUAAAGAUUUGCUUGCACAAGCACGGAAUUCACGUGAAUUGGAAGUUAUCCUAAAUCAUACAUCUAGUGAUGAACCUCUUGACAAACGGGGAUUACUGGAAGAAAGAAUGAAUUUGAGUCGCCUAAAACUUGCUAUCAAAUAUAACCAAAAGGAGUUUGUCUCCCAGUCUAACUGCCAGCAGUUCCUGAACACUGUUUGGUUUGGACAGAUGUCAGGUUACCGACGUAAGCCCACCUGUAAGAAGAUAAUGACUGUUUUGACAGUCGGCAUCUUUUGGCCAGUUUUGUCACUUUGUUAUUUGAUAGCUCCCAAAUCUCAAUUUGGCAGAAUCAUUCACACACCCUUUAUGAAAUUUAUUAUUCAUGGAGCAUCUUAUUUCACAUUCCUGCUGUUACUAAAUCUAUAUUCUCUGGUCUACAAUGAGGAUAAGAAAAACACAAUGGGGCCAGCCCUUGAAAGAAUUGAUUAUCUUCUUAUUCUGUGGAUUAUUGGAAUGAUUUGGUCAGACAUUAAAAGACUUUGGUAUGAAGGGUUGGAAGACUUUUUAGAAGAAUCUCGUAAUCAACUCAGUUUUGUCAUGAAUUCACUUUAUUUAGCAACUUUUGCCCUCAAAGUGGUUGCACACAACAAGUUUCAUGAUUUUGCUGAUCGAAAAGACUGGGAUGCAUUCCAUCCUACACUGGUGGCAGAAGGGCUGUUUGCAUUUGCAAAUGUUCUGAGUUAUCUUCGUCUCUUUUUUAUGUAUACAACAAGUUCUAUCUUGGGUCCAUUACAGAUUUCAAUGGGACAGAUGUUACAGGAUUUUGGAAAAUUUCUUGGGAUGUUCCUUCUCGUUUUGUUUUCUUUCACAAUUGGACUGACACAACUGUAUGAUAAAGGCUAUACUCCAAAAGAACAGAAGGACUGUGUAGGCAUCUUCUGUGAACAGCAAAGCAAUGACACGUUCCACUCGUUCAUUGGUACUUGCUUUGCUUUGUUCUGGUAUAUUUUCUCCUUAGCACAUGUGGCAAUCUUUGUCACAAGAUUUAGCUAUGGAGAAGAACUUCAGUCCUUUGUUGGAGCCGUUAUUGUUGGUACAUACAAUGUCGUGGUUGUGAUAGUGCUCACCAAGCUGCUGGUGGCAAUGCUUCAUAAAAGCUUUCAGUUGAUAGCAAAUCAUGAAGACAAAGAGUGGAAGUUUGCCCGAGCAAAGUUGUGGCUUAGUUAUUUUGAUGACAAAUGUACGUUGCCCCCACCUUUCAACAUCGUUCCUUCACCAAAGACUAUCUGCUAUAUGAUUAGUAGCCUCAGCAAAUGGAUUUGCUCUCAUACAUCAAAAGGCAAGGUUAAACGGCAAAACAGUUUAAAGGAAUGGAGAAAUUUAAAACAAAAGAGAGAUGAAAACUACCAAAAAGUGAUGUGCUGCUUAGUGCAUCGAUACUUAACUUCUAUGAGACAGAAGAUGCAAAGUACCGAUCAGGCAACUGUGGAAAAUUUAAAUGAAUUGCGCCAAGAUUUGUCAAAAUUCCGAAAUGAAAUAAGGGAUUUACUUGGCUUUCGGACUUCAAAAUAUGCUAUGUUUUAUCCAAGAAAUUAGCCAUUUUCUAAGUUAUGUAGAGAGUCAUUUUCAAUAAUUAAUCUGAAUGACUGCAUUUGCACAACUUGCAAUUAAAUGAUAAGAUAUAUAUUGAAAUCAAUAAUUAUAUAAAAGCCAUUCUUUAAAAUAUUUAUAGCAUAAUAUAUAUGUUAUGUAAAAUAUGUAUAUAGAACUAGUUUUUUAUAACUCCUUGUUAGUGGCUUUUUGCAGGAGCAAAACAUUAAGUAAAUAGAUUUUGUUAGCAUGCUGCUUGGUUUUCUUAUUUGAACAAUAAUUAAAAUUUUUUUCAUUUUAUGUUUAAGAAGGGCAGUUAUAGUUGUACAUAUUGCCAGAAGAUAUGUACUUAUUAUUGUAUAAUAGAAGUCAGUAAAUGUGGGCUGAUCUCUUUCCAUAGGAUAUGCUUGAAAUAUAAAAAUUAUGGUUUUUUAAAUCUUUGUUUUGGGAGUUCAUAUAUAGUUUAGUAUUUAUUGUUUAGGAAUAUAGUUUUAUCUAAGAUAAUAGUCUAUUUUUUCUUUUUUUAUUUUGUUAUAAUCUUAAACAACAAAGAAAACACCCUAAUGAAUAUUUGAAUUUAUGUCUCUAUAAAUUUAAAUUCACUUCAGUUUUUGUUAUUGUAAUAUAUUUACUUUUCCAUGGUUGUAAUCACUUUAUAUUUUUAAUUUUGCUUUUUUCACAUAAUGGUAUUUUAUAUAUACAUUUCCAUGUAUUGAUAUAGUCCUUGUAUUUAAAUUUUUAUAGACUUACAUUGUUUUGGGGAAAUAUAGUUUGUAGCUAUAGCAUAUUAGAUUGUAAGUUUGCACAGCUACUUCUCUAAGAUUUGACAUUUGAUGGCUUUUAAUUUUUCCUUAACAUAAUACACUGAUGUUCAUAGUUCUAAAGCUAACUCAAAAUAAGAAUUUAGAAGACAUUUAAUGAACAUGUGCGGUCACAGCCUGUUUUGUUUUUGUAAACAUCAGAAGACCCGCUAAUGCAAAGAUUUGUUUUAUAUUUGGACUAAGGUUCUAGAAAUUACCUCCAAAAAUAUUUUCUACAGAAAAUAUGAAAGUGACUUCAUGCUUAUUUGUGGAACAUUCCUGCUGCUUAAGAUGAAAAAUGCUGAUUUUUUUUUAAUUGGAAAAUAAAAUAUGUAUUUAAAUUUUUUGCUUUGUUCAUGUAAGGGAUGUCGUUAAAUUUUUUCCCCACAGACUAUCACUUACAUAUUUUCACAGCAUUUCCAGCUAAGAGGUCACUAGACAUGUAAUUAUCUUCUUAACUGAAUGUCGGAUGGUCUUACUGCCAUAGGGUGCAGGUAGCCCUGGGUGUGUAAGUACCACCAAUCCAGGGAUCAUUGUCUAAAUGUGUUAGUAUUGUGUUUCAUCUUGCUUUUUACUUUUUAUUUUUUAAUUUCCAAAUUGUAAGUGUUCCCUCUUUUGGACAAAUUCUUAUAAAAAUGUUUAUUGUAAAAGUUAUAUAUUUUGUCUACAAUGAGAUUAUGCAUUUCCCAGUUGGGAUUUUACAUCAGGAUUUUUAGUCAUUCUAAAAAAAUACCUAAUUAUUAAAUCAAAAUGUUUGUAGAGUAUCUACUGUAUGCAUGAGUUACUUAUAAGGUAUAUUUUGAAUGACAGCAUAUUGUAAGAAAAAAGGUGAAUAAAACUUGAUAUUAUAUUAUGAAU
Messenger RNA from Talpa occidentalis (Iberian mole), 4547 nucleotides. RefSeq names its product transient receptor potential cation channel subfamily C member 1 (gene TRPC1). The transcript has 13 exons. The record is from RefSeq and is a predicted model, not a curated record. Gene Ontology annotation, molecular function: store-operated calcium channel activity; protein binding; inositol 1,4,5 trisphosphate binding. Bases 511 to 2895 code for a protein of 794 amino acids. Gene Ontology annotation, biological process: regulation of cytosolic calcium ion concentration; calcium ion transmembrane transport; manganese ion transport. Gene Ontology annotation, cellular component: cation channel complex; membrane. Lineage: Eukaryota; Metazoa; Chordata; Mammalia; Eulipotyphla; Talpidae.